CCGUGCCCUCCACGCGCGGUUGACCCCCAAAGGCCACCAGUAAACGAACUCCCCAGCACCCCUCCUCGCUGGUCGCCGCCGCCGCCUCCCUCUGGUAAAUCCCCACCAUCCCUCCUCGCGCCGCCUCGGACCCCCUCCGCAGCUCCCCACUCUGCGCUCCCGGCGCGCCACUCACCGGCGACUCGCGCCCGGAACCCUAGGCAGGCAACGGCGAUCGCCGGCGAGCAGGCCAUGGACGGCGGCGCGGCGGAGCUGCGCGAGACCCACCGCCUGACGGGCCACGCCGACCGCGCGUGGUCGCUCGCCUGGAACCCCAACCCGGGCCCCGGCGCCGGCCCCGUCCUCGCCUCCUGCGGCGGCGACAAGACCGUGCGCAUCUGGAAGCGCGCCCCCGACGGCGUCUGGGAUUGCUCGGAUGUGCUCGACGGCGUGCACGAACGCACGGUGCGGUCCUGCGCCUGGUCCCCCGACGGCAAGCUGCUGGCGACCGCGAGUUUCGAUGGCACCACCGCGAUUUGGGAGUACUCCGGCGGGGACUUCGAGUGCGUCGCCACAUUGGAGGGGCAUGAUAAUGAGGUGAAGAGCGUGUCGUGGAGCCAGUCCGGCUCGCUGCUCGCGACGUGCAGCCGGGACAAGGCUGUGUGGAUAUGGGAGGUGCAGCCAGGGAACGAGCACGAGUGUGUGGCGGUCCUGCAGGGUCACACUCAGGACGUGAAGAUGGUCCAGUGGCACCCAGUUCUUAGUGUUCUGGUUUCUGUCAGCUAUGACAAUACUAUCAGGGUCUGGGCUGAUGACGGCGAUGAUGACUGGCAUUGCGUACAGACAUUAGCUGAAGCUGGUAACGGUGGUCAUUCCUCAACAGUAUGGUCGGUAUCUUUUAACCAGAAAGGAGAUAGGAUGGUCACAUGCAGUGAUGACUGUACUUUGAAGAUUUGGGAUACGAGUGCUGAUUUGUCGCAGCCAACAACUGGAGAAGGUCAUGAAUCUUGGUUUCAUCUUUCUACUUUAUCUGGACAUCAUGGUCGAACUAUUUUUUCAGCCCAUUGGUCAAGCGAAGAUGUUAUUGCCAGUGGGGCAGGUGAUGAUGCUAUCUGCUUAUAUGCCGAGGAGAAGAGUACUAUGGUUGAGGGGCCUUCGUACAGAUUAAUAUUGAAGAAAGAGAAAGCGCAUGACAUGGAUGUAAAUUGUGUCAGAUGGUGUCCUCAGGACCCGAGGGUGUUGGCUUCCGCGAGCGAUGAUGGCACAGUGAAAUUGUGGGAGCUGUGGGGAAAUUUACUGGAUUGAAUUGCACUCUUUCUUGUGCAAUGUGAUGAUAGUUCUAGCUGUGUACCUUAAGAUCACAGAUGAGUGUAGGGGUGGCCAUUUGGUUUCUGUUUUCCAAACAAUGCUCCCUUAGGUUAGCUAAUACUUUUUGUACCUGCAAGAGCUUGGAUGGUGGUGAUCUUUUAACAGAUUUGCCAUCCAAGCUACGAGCUCUGGCAUCGAUGUGGAAUUGUUGGUGUAUACAAUAUGAACCGAUAGACGUGCUAUCAUUUUUUCAAAAUGAGCUAUCAAACAUCAAAUUAAGUUCCUGUA
This is a messenger RNA of Aegilops tauschii subsp. strangulata, 1575 nucleotides long. Its product is annotated as protein CIA1. Gene Ontology annotation, molecular function: protein binding. Gene Ontology annotation, biological process: iron-sulfur cluster assembly. Gene Ontology annotation, cellular component: cytosolic [4Fe-4S] assembly targeting complex. The record is from RefSeq and is a predicted model, not a curated record. Lineage: Eukaryota; Viridiplantae; Streptophyta; Magnoliopsida; Poales; Poaceae.